CAUCCCACGUCAGCUUGGCCGUCCAUCCAUCGAACUUGUCUUCGAGCGCAACCUGCAACAUCGCAUCUUCUCCCAACUUCUCUCGUUCUCUCUCUCUCUCUCCGAUGGCAGGUGGUUUUGGAGGGAAGUCGUCGUCCGGAGGCCGCACCGGCAUCAGAGUGGUGGUUGCCGGAGACAAAGGAACCGGGAAAUCCAGCCUGAUCUCCGCCCUCGCUUCCGACACAUUCCCGGAUAACGUCCCACGCGUGCUGCCCCCGACUACUCUCCCCGCCGACUUUUACUCCGACCUCAUACCCAUCACCAUCAUCGAUACUCCUUCAAGUAUCGACAAUAGGAUAAAGCUCAUAGAAGAAUUCAGGAAGGCAGAUGCGGUGGUCCUGACAUACGCAUGUGAUCAGCCUGGGACACUCGAUCGCUUGACUUCUUAUUGGCUCCCUGAGCUCCGCCGUUUAGAGAUCAAAGCACCAGUGAUUGUGGUUGGUUGUAAGCUGGAUUUGAGGGAUGAACGCCAUCCGGUAAGCCUGGAGCAGAUAAUGGCUCCGAUCAUGCAGGAGUACAGGGAGAUUGAAACCUGUAUAGAAUGUUCUGCCCUUACCCUUAUUCAGGUUCUUUUUCGAUUUCUCAGCUCUGUUUCUUAAAUGGUUUCUCAACACCAUUGAGGUAUUUUUAUCGACUAAUUUGUAAGCAAAUCAAUCUGCUUGUUACAAUUAAGAU
Messenger RNA from Tarenaya hassleriana, 714 nucleotides. Its product is annotated as mitochondrial Rho GTPase 2-like. Gene Ontology annotation, molecular function: GTP binding; GTPase activity. The record is from RefSeq and is a predicted model, not a curated record. Gene Ontology annotation, biological process: mitochondrion organization; regulation of mitochondrion organization; small GTPase-mediated signal transduction. The coding region runs from base 105 to 638 and encodes 177 amino acids. NCBI's taxonomy places the organism in Eukaryota, Viridiplantae, Streptophyta, Magnoliopsida, Brassicales, Cleomaceae. The transcript has 3 exons. Gene Ontology annotation, cellular component: mitochondrial outer membrane.